AUGGUCGCUGCCGUAGAACACUCUAGAGAGCAGCCUUUGGGGCCUUUUUCUUUGCCACCACCAAGAAAGAUUUUGCGGCGCGGCACAGCAGAACUGGAAACCGCCUUACAACAAGGAGAGGUGGAGCUAUCAUUGCCCCAACAUGAACUUGUUGCAUGGAUGGGAUGGGACGAUGGCCAAGUUUCCAACGGAAAAAAAGUGGAUACAUCGAAAGAGGAAAGUGUCCAGUGCAUUCUGGAAGUUGGCACUCAAAAUUCCCCCCAAUGCGACGGAAAUUCCGAGAACAUCGAGGGAAAGGUGGAAGAACACAGUCAUACAAGCAAAGCACAGUCAAAUUGCCCAAAGAAACGCAAAAGGCACGAGAAACAUCCAAACUUCUGUGACAUUAUUGGACAUCGCCAUGUCAAGCUCCGCCUAGAAGAAGUCCUCUUGCCAUUGGCUUUGCCGUCUCAUCUUGCCGAUAGCAUACUGACAGGAAUUCGAGCCAACCCGACUUCGAUUUUCAUGUACGGUCCACCUGGAUGCGGGAAAACAGAGUUAGCCAAAGCACUGGCAGAGGAGGCAGAGGCGGCCUUUUUGCCAGUUGGUCCAUCUGAUAUCCUUAGUAAAUUUGUGGGAGAAUCAGAAGCGUCUAUUCGCUCCUUGUUCCAGAAGGCGGCUCAAGAGGCCGACAAGAUGAAUAGUAAAUGUGCCGUUUUAUUUUUCGAUGAACUUGAUGCCCUUGGCCAAGCCCGAGGUGGUCAUGGUACAUCUAACAUGGAGCAAACGGCAAGUGACGGGUGUUCUCGAAGAGUCUUGGCCGAAUUGCUGAUCCAACUGAAUCGUAUCAAUACAGUGCAAUACAGUUCAACGGAUAGAUGUCACAAUACCGAAUUCACAACUUGCGAAAACGAAUCCUCAAGUGUAGAUGCUGUAUCCUGUACUCUACAACACAGAUUGCGAAUAAUUAUAGUGGCGGCAACAAAUCGCCCUGAGGACUGCGACCCCGCACUCGUGCGUCGAUUCUCUAUUCGCGUAGUUGUUGGUCUUCCUUCUCUACGUGAUCGAAGACGAAUAGUCAAUCGUCUCCUAAAAGGAAUCGAAACUAGUAUUUCCAGAGAGCAAUUGGGCGACAUUGCAGCAGCUACAGAUGGAUGGUCAGGUGCCGACCUCGAGCAUCUAACUCGAGAAGCCGCGAUGGCACCAGUUCGAGAGUGCAUUCAAAGUGCCGCACUGCAGAAGCACCGCCCUCGCAGCUGUCCCAAGCAAACAAGAAAUGACAUAGACAUCUUUCCCGAAUCUUCCCAAACUAAGAAGAACGAUUGCCAAUCUCGGAUGCAACAAGAGAAGCUGCUGGAGCACUUUCGCAACCUUCGCAGAGUAACUUAUCAAGACUUCGUCAACGCAAUCACAUUCUGGAUGCACAAUCAAAAUCCAAACACCUAUCAGCCCGAUUGCGGACGGGAAAGUCCAACUUCUAUCGCAUUAACCGCCUGUAGCUCAGAUGAGGACGAUUGA
This is a messenger RNA of Cylindrotheca closterium, 1497 nucleotides long. Lineage: Eukaryota; Bacillariophyta; Bacillariophyceae; Bacillariales; Bacillariaceae. The record is from the annotation of a GenBank genome assembly.